This is a messenger RNA of Myxocyprinus asiaticus (Chinese sucker), 3160 nucleotides long. Its product is annotated as protein tyrosine phosphatase type IVA 1-like. Gene Ontology annotation, molecular function: protein tyrosine phosphatase activity. Bases 623 to 1144 code for a protein of 173 amino acids. The record is from RefSeq and is a predicted model, not a curated record. Lineage: Eukaryota; Metazoa; Chordata; Actinopteri; Cypriniformes; Catostomidae. Gene Ontology annotation, biological process: protein dephosphorylation. The transcript has 6 exons. Gene Ontology annotation, cellular component: nucleus.
AGGGUGCGGUUUCUUGAGUCCAGCUGUAACCGGUUACCGGAGACUCUCAUUACACACGGGAGUGCUGUAUGGUCAAACACCACAACAAUUUCAGCGCACAGUUUUCUCCGGACCGGCUUUAUGAUUAAGCUACAAUCUUCAAUGAGUAAGCAUAUCCCACAGUUCUGUGGUGUUUUCGGUCACACAUUUAUGGAGUUUCUGAAGGGCAGUGGGGACUACUGCCAGGCUCAGCACGGCAUUUAUGCAGAGAAGUGAACGGUGAGCCUCGCUACCUCAUCGGAAGAUAGACUUGUGUUACAGUUUUAACGUUGGCGGGAACAGGCUUGGAGAGCGGGCGUCCACAGCAGUCGACGGGUCUGGAUGGGGUAAAAAAGAUCUCUUGAAGUGCACUGCCCUUGCCGGCCCUGCGUCUUCACUCUCACCCUCACCAGAGGACCAGCCUUGUUUUCUAAAAAUUGUUUUUCCUGUUUGUUUUUUUUUCUUCAUUUUUCUCACUCUUAAUCCAACCCACCUCCACCAGGUCAUAGCUCUUUCUCCUGAUUUUAUCCGCCAAUUUUUGUUACAGGAGAGCGUUUCUCCCAUUAGUUUUUAAAGAUUCUGAAGCCAUUCUGAGUAGUCAAAAAUGGCUCGUAUAAAUCGACCUGCCCCAGUUGAGAUCACUUACAAAAACAUGAGAUUUCUCAUUACCCACAACCCCACUAAUGCAACUCUUCACAAAUUCAUUGAGGAACUGAAGAAGUAUGGGGUGACCACUGUUGUUAGAGUUUGUGAAGCCACGUAUGAUGCAAACAUGGUGGUUAAAGAAGGGAUUCAGGUUUUGGAUUGGCCCUUUGAUGAUGGAGCUCCUCCCUCUAACCAGAUCGUUGAUGAUUGGUUAAAUCUGCUUAGGGUUAAGUUUAGGGAUGAGCCAGGCUGCUGUAUUGCUGUACAUUGUGUAGCAGGCCUUGGAAGAGCCCCAGUGCUAGUUGCCCUAGCCCUGAUUGAGUGCGGGAUGAAAUACGAGGAUGCUGUUCAGUUCAUACGGCAAAAGCGCCGUGGUGCAUUUAACAGCAAGCAGCUCUUCUAUCUGGAGAAAUAUCACCCCAAAAUGCGACUUCGCUUCAAGGAUCCCAACGGCCACCGCAACAACUGCUGCAUUCAGUAGAAGUUUGUGGAUCAGCCUUUCUAAAAUGUGUAAUCGGAAUCUGCAUCUAACAUGAGUAGUUUGUUCUCUUAAUUGGUUACUAUGAGAAUACCGUUACAAAAAUAUAUCUUAUUUCAUUGCAAGUUUUUUUUUUUUUUUUCUGUUUUACAUUGUUCCUGUGGAGAACGUCUGUGAGCAAGUUAAAGUGCUUAUUUGCUUGUUUUUAAAGGGCAGUUAAACAUGAGCUAGGUGUUUGCAAUGAAGUUUUUAAUGGUUGGUGAACAUGGUGAAUUCCACCAUUGCCAAACACGUAGUAUGCUUUUGUCUAAAUGGUUUAACAAAAAAGAAUCUAUAUAUACAUUUAUUAAUUUUGUGUUAUUGAUGAAUUUUAGUCUAUCUGUAAUAAAUGCCUGCCUCCAAAAAAAUCUCAAAUAAAUGCCUUAUUACAGCAGAAAGACAGCGUUUAGUGGGGAGGUUGUCAAUGGCAUUGGAGAGGUUUCUCAAUGAGCGUGUACAUGCACAGCUAUACGCUGAUAACAAUCACAAAUCAGCUUAUUCAAAAAACCGACAACGUAAGAAACCUGUGUUUACAUAAGAUUUGAAAUAAUCUGAUUAUUCACUGCUUUUGACAUCAAAGUGUAAACAGGCAUGCGCACAACACUUGCGCACAUUGGAUAAGCCGCUAAGAAUGGCAGUAAAUGUGUUUACAUGCAACGCAAAAUCGGGGCAAUGAGCAAACAUCUAUGCGUUUACAAUUUCAGUGGUUUACACCAAUUUCGCUCUGCAUGGAAACACAUUUACCAGGGUUCUUGCUUGCUUAUCCAUUUUUACGUUUUGACGUCAAAAGCAGAGCGCUUGGCCAAUGUGUUACCAAUGCACGGUCCGGUUGAACAUACUUAACAUGCAUUCUUGCAUUACUAUGGUGGUAAAAACAUCAGUACUUAAGGGGUCGAUAGUUACCUUCAAAAGUCUGUGCCAUUAAACUGGAUGUGUUGUUAUUCAGGUAAUUGCUAUAAAUGUAUUGACUUUAAUUCACUCGUUCAGCUAUAUUCUUUUUAAACUGUUGCUCUGCCAUGACAGCAGUUGGCUUAAAAGAGAAAACUGACCGUAGAGGCGGACAGUUCCUACUAUUGUCUGUUAUACCGGCAACGUUGAGACUGUCACGUGUACUAACUACGCACAAAUUCGAGCUUGAGUAGAUAGAAGCAUCUGCAUUCAUGUACUUGAGAAGAUUGUUUGCCCCUUAAAGUAACUAGCAGUCAGUAACUUUUUGUUAGUGUCAUCUUGGACUUAGUGACACCUAGUGGUGUGGAUGCAGCAUCAUUCAAAAUUAAUAGUCUUCAGUUAAAGAUGCCAUUGUAGAAAUUCACAGUCAGCCAUGCAUAAUUUAAUCCAAGAGUGUAAGUGUCUAAUAACAAGAUGGUUACUGAGAUUAAGCGAGUAGUAUUCAGCUGGUCAUGUGAUUCUAAAAUGGCAGCACCCAUGAGGGUGCCCCUGCCCCAUGUAGAAUAAAACAGCUUUUUUAAGGUUAGUGAUAUGACUAGAGUCCUCAUCUCACGUGAGUGGUCAUGAUUUUAUACAUUUCAGAUCUCAUGUAAAUUGUUGCCUGAUUUUUUUCUUAAGAUGAUUUUUAGUAGUUAUCAGCAUAUUGGUGUGCUUGUAAACACAGUCCAUGUCUUUUGCAGGAAAAAAAAAAAAAACAGGAAUAGAGGAAAUUAAAAUGUCUUUAAAUAAAUAUAAUGAAGGUUGGAGUACUAGUUUUUGUUGUUUAUCCUAACUUUGUUUACCUAUUACUGCCAUGUUAAUAGUGUGAUGUUUGUGUUUUGACUUAAAACUGGACCUCAAAUUUGGUGGCAUUUUUAGGCCUUUUAAUUUGAUGUGCGUAACUUAAUAUUUCUAUACUUUUUAUGUACGGUAUUUGAAAAUGUGUACUGUAAAAUCACCUAUUUAUAUCAAUGGAUAUGUUUUACUAUGGUGAAAGAAGUUGCAACAUUUUUGUCAAUUUAAGAGUAAAAUAAACAAGAUACACUGAAGGAA